UUGGAUAAUAAAGCGAGCAGCAAAACACCCCAGUCCCAAACCUCAGCAUUUUCCCAAGGAUACUAGGUAUAUACCAGACGGACAUGAAAUGCUGAAGACCGUGGUGCUGUUGUAUCUGGCAUGUGCUUUGACCCACUGUCAGGAAUCAUGUGGAUAUUACAAUGUCACAGACACUCUGGGUGUUCUGGAUUAUUCUCCUCAGAUCAAGUAUCUCCGUCCCGUCACUGACUGGAGAGAGGCAACAAAAGUCACAGUGGACGUCGUCUUUCGAGCUAUCCUGGAAAUGGAUGAAAAACUGCAAAUUUUGCAAGUACUGAUGGACUUUGAGAUGAGCUGGGGAAAUGCACUGCUGACCUGGGAUCCACAAGAUCACUGCGAGAUUUCACGAAUUUCCAUCCCUUAUGAUUCCGUUUGGAUCCCUGAUAUUUACAUCUCUGAAAUGACAGAGGACAAUUCAAUAGAUGUGAACUAUCUACAUCUGUACCAUGAUGGGACCAUUGCGGAGAUGAAAACCCUGCAAAUAGUGCUUGUCUGUAUCCUAGACCUGUAUAAAUUUCCAUUUGAUACACAAAAAUGCUCAUUUACUUUUGGAACAAGAACAAAUACAGACAACCAAUUCUCCUGUGGGUCACUGACAGCUUUAAUCAAAAGAAGCAUUUUUGAUGGGGAGAGGGUGGAACCGUCUCAAUGUAAAAUAUUACUACCUAGCAACAUCACCAGAAAUGAUGAGGAAUGGAGCAAAGUUAUUUAUGAGAUUAUUGUGCAGAGGGCCCCCAUUCUUUAUGUCAUUAACCUCAUCAUACCAGCUUGCCUGCUUGUAGGGGUAGAUGUGGCCAGUAUGUUUAUCCCAAUGGAGGGAGGAGAGCGAAUGGGAUUUAAGAUAACAGUUGUGCUUGGAUUCUCUGUGCUUUUAAUUAUCCUGAAUGAUUUUCUGCCCAGUACCACUAACCCACCAAUACUUGGUGUCUUCUGCAUGGUAUGUCUACUUAUAAUGAUUAUCAGUAUUAUUGAUUCCAUAUUCAUAUCGUACAUGCUGCACCUCUCUGCUAUCCGCCCACACGUCCCACAAUGGUUAAAGAUUUGGGUGCUGGUGCGCCUGGCUUUCAUCGUUCGGAUUGACACUAAGGCAAAACUUGAGGCUAUGAGCUCUGAUAAUAAAGAAGUUGGUUCAGCUGGGCAGGAGGGAGCAAAGGAUCUGACUGCUUCUGUGAACAUAGCAAUAGAAGCUGGUUCAGCUGGCCAGGAGGGAGCAAAGGAUCUGACUGCUUCUGUGAACACAGCACUAGUGGCGAAUGAAGAAACCCCUGCCCCUCCUGAGACAACAUUUGCUUCCAACAGACAAAUUGCUAAGAAAUCUACUGACAGCGCUGAGAUCAAACUGCUCAAGAGACUCUUACUGGAGCUACUUAUGGUUCGUCGUCAUUUGAUAGCCACCAAGACAGAGGAAAGUGCUAAGUCUGAGUGGCACGUAGUAGCUUUUGUAUUGGAUCGCUUCAUCCUCAUCCUUUAUAUUCUCACAGGGACGUUCAUUAUGCUUUCUGUGGUGAUUGUAUGGAUUUUUUAAAGUGUUGAGUGCAAAACAUAACUUUCAACUUGUAAUACCAACACAAAUUAGCGUGAUCGAGAUAUCCAUUGAAAGUAUAAGUUACGGUCAAGCAAAGUUGGACGCACUAACCCCUCUCUGGUUAACGCUCUUUACAAUGAACUUGCUAUAAAAAAAUUGCGAGCUAAUGGUUUGUAAUCUGGCCCAUAUUAAGUAAUUACAUGUAUGCAGUUAAUAAUUUAAUAUCAUUUUGAUUAUUUUUAUAUUGAACAUGUUUAAUCCUAGAAACACUCUCCAUCAGUUAUGAAUGUACAUUUAAAUGUUAGCAUUUACUUGUGCGCAAGAUUCAUAUUUUGAAAGUGUGCUUUUCAUUUCCUUUUCAAGUUCCUAUAAAAUAAAAAUUGAUUAUCGGA
Bombina bombina (fire-bellied toad) is the source of this 1956-nucleotide messenger RNA. RefSeq names its product 5-hydroxytryptamine receptor 3A-like. Gene Ontology annotation, cellular component: membrane; synapse; neuron projection. The record is from RefSeq and is a predicted model, not a curated record. Gene Ontology annotation, biological process: chemical synaptic transmission; nervous system process; monoatomic ion transmembrane transport. The transcript has 12 exons. NCBI's taxonomy places the organism in Eukaryota, Metazoa, Chordata, Amphibia, Anura, Bombinatoridae. Gene Ontology annotation, molecular function: extracellular ligand-gated monoatomic ion channel activity; transmembrane signaling receptor activity; neurotransmitter receptor activity. The coding region runs from base 89 to 1564 and encodes 491 amino acids.